AUGAAGUGAAAAUGGUUCAGGUUGGCUUCAAUUAUGCAACAGUUUUUGCCUUUUUGGUCUCUCUGCAACUGAUUGCUUUUUCGGUUUUAUUAAUACUGGAAUAUAGUUUGAUCGGUAGUAUUAACAAAAAGAGUUCCCACCAUGAAACAGACCAUACACUAAAAGAGUUGUAAGGAAAUGAACAUUGACGAAGACAUCUUUCUGAUCUUUUAAUGGUUACUGGUAAUUGGCCUGAAAUGUAACAGAUUUGGACGAAUAUGAUGAAAUCUUGUGAAAUAAGUGGCAAAGAACUAUUGGAUGCUGAUGUAAUAACUCCAGUGGAUCUCUAUGAAUGGUUGAAGGCAAAUAGUGGUAAUGAAGCAGCCAUCAUUGGUGUUCGCCUGCCAUGUUAUUGUUUCUUGCAGAGUCUCCUCAACUCUAUCAGAUCAGGUUCUAAUGGUUUGUUAUUGCCCGAUGGUGUUGAAAUAAACCAUCUGAAUAAGCCAAAAGACAAACUGUUAGAUUGGUUCUUUAAUCCUAUAAUGGUCCUGAAGGAACAGAUCAAGGUUAUAAAAUUGGGAGACAGUGAAGUUAGGCUGUUGGAGAAGUUGGUUCUUUUUGGCAACAAUACAGAACGGAUUGAUGCUUGGGACAAUCGCAGUUCAAUCCCUCAAGAUUCUCUCAGAGCUGCUCAAAUUGAAGGCAUAAGUAGAAGGUUUGAAUUUCCUUUAUUUUAUGUUUAA
Durio zibethinus is the source of this 722-nucleotide messenger RNA. The record is from RefSeq and is a predicted model, not a curated record. NCBI's taxonomy places the organism in Eukaryota, Viridiplantae, Streptophyta, Magnoliopsida, Malvales, Malvaceae.